Messenger RNA from Anopheles merus, 1214 nucleotides. RefSeq names its product putative gustatory receptor 28b. NCBI's taxonomy places the organism in Eukaryota, Metazoa, Arthropoda, Insecta, Diptera, Culicidae. Gene Ontology annotation, cellular component: membrane; dendrite; neuronal cell body. Bases 1 to 1158 code for a protein of 385 amino acids. The record is from RefSeq and is a predicted model, not a curated record. The transcript is spliced from 5 exons. Gene Ontology annotation, biological process: sensory perception of taste.
AUGUCGCACGAUGUCGCCAUUACGAAAGCGGUGCUGGUGCUUAUCAAGUGCUUUGGGCAGCUGUAUGGGAUUUUACCACUCGCGUCCAAAACGUUUACGUUCGAACAAUGCCGCCCAGUGCUCUGGUACAGCCGAACGAUCGCGCUGCUACUGAUGGUGAUCUAUCCUUGCGCCUAUACCGUACUGCUCACGGAUCACGAAUUUCCGAUCCUUGCGCUCAGCUACUAUCUCGUCAUGCUUCAGUUCACGCUCAACUACAUCAUCGUGGGUGUGCUGUAUCUGCACGUACUGUUCGACCCUACGCCACUGUUGCACGUGCUCAAUGAGCUGAUCGAACGGACGCGUGCUCUGCUCCGGCACAUCUACCCCCCGGCCGGAGAGUCGCCGGUGGGGCGGCGGCUUUUUUUCAAAACCGUCGCGAUCGAUUUGCUGCAAUCCUUCACGUGGUAUGGAACAUUUAUCUGGCUGCAGCGCAAGUUCGGUGCCACCUAUAUGCUCGCCUUUUGGUUAAAUUCGAUCGCCGUGAUGCAGAUUGUCGCUGCGCUUAACAUACUCCUAGCGACCCUCCUCUGGGGAGCGUUUCUCUAUCGGCUGAUAAACGAACGGGUACGAACCGUCAUCGGCAAUCUGCUGCAGCUGGAUGACGCCGACCGACAGGUCCGAGACAGUGCCACCGGCCGCGAAAGACGAUUCAUUUGCAACCACAUCUACUUGCAACUCACCAUUCUGCGCACUCAUCACAGUGCGCUUACCAAGUGUAUUCAAAACAUUGUCGAGUUCUACAACAUGCCACUAGCACUAAUAAUGCUGUAUCAAUUUUUGAUUAUUAUUUCUGAGAUAUUCUACGCGUAUACGUCGAUCGUGCAAGACAUCAAAAACGAUGUGGAUGUGCCUCUGGGAACGUACAUGAGCUCUAUACUGUUUGCCCUGUUUGAAGCUAUCCAAUUUUACUACAUCGUAUCAGCCAGUUCUGAAAUUACCGAAGAGGCAGAAAAAACCGGCGUGCUGCUAAACGAGUUUCUACCAACCGAUCCAAACCCAAGAGUGGAACGAUGCAUUGAAUCGUUCGCUAUCGAGCUGUUACACGAAGACUUCAAGAUCAAUAACUGUGGCAUGUACGAUGUUGACUACACGUUGAUGUUUUCGCUGUUCCGGUAAUUGUCAUCACAUUCGCGCGCGAAUCGAAACGAGCCAAGUACGGGCCGGUCGAACAC